AUGAAUUCCGAUGUUCAUCAUUCUUCGUCCAACAUUCCGAAGGCCUUGAACCACAAGGAGGAAGGAAAUAAGUUUUUCAAACUGAAAAAGUAUGAUCGAGCCAUUGAGGAAUAUUCAAAGGCUAUUCAACAUGAUCCGAAUGGUGCCGUAUAUUAUUCCAAUCGGAGUGCAUGUUAUCAGCAAUUAAGUGAUUAUAAAAACAUGAUCCGUGAUGCUUUGGAAGCACUUAGGAUUGAUCCAUCGUUGGCAAAGGCUUAUUUUAGACUUGCAAAAGGAUAUUCCGAAUUGAAUCAACACGCAAAGGCUUAUUCUGUCUUGUGCCGAGCUUUGAAUAUUCGUGAUGAUGAGUCUGAUCAACAAACAAACACGAGUGAAACCAAAGAAUGGUCUCUCCCUCAAGAGGAAAAAUCAAUUUUGGAAGGCGAAUUGAAAAAAUGUAUUCAAAAGUUGAACGAAGAGCAAUUGAAAUAUGAAAAGAAUCAAGAGUCACCUCUCAUUAAUCCAUUUUCAAAUUUAAAUUCAAACAUGCUUUCCUCUUCACGAAGAAUUGAAAUGGAAAUGAGAAAGGAAUAUUAUUUAAACCAUUUCACAUCAAGUAAGGAGGUAAAAGUGAAAAUUAUUGACUUGUUGGAUGACAUUUUGAGACCCAUGAAAAAAACCUUGAUGGAAUUUGCAACUUCUCAACAAGAAACAAAUGACAACUCUGGCAAAGUCAUGCUUGGAGAUGGAGAGCAACAAAAGAUCAACCAGGAAAUGCAAAAAAGAUCUCUCCCUACGAGUAGGUUAAAUUGGAGAUUUCAAUGUAAGAAAAUUUGUGAAGUAUUCAAUACCAGAGAAGUUGAAUUCAAAAAGGAGGGCAUUCAGGUGUUGUCACUGUGUGGCAUAUCAUUAACUUAUUUUGCUCGGCCUGAAGUCGCUUACAAAAUGGCAAAACAAUUACUUGUGAAUAACUCUAAAAGAUUCAAUGAGUUGACUGUUCAUGAGAGAGCUCAUACAUGGGUGAUAAUGGCCCAAUCUUAUUUAUUUUGGAAGGGAUUUCAAAAGAAUGCUGUCGCAUCCUCUGCACACUAUACCUCAUACAAACCUUUACAAUUUCUCAGAAAUGCUCUUAAUUUAUUGGGACAAAUUGAAAAGGGUUCGAAUGACAGCAAUGUGAAGCACAUUUUAGUAUGGACUUAUAUUUCACUCAUUACUCAAAUGUGCCCUCAUGGUGACGAGUUAUUGGUUGCCAAGACCGAUUUAGAAUCGUUGCUGCAAGACAUGUAUCAGUUACUCUUUAUUUUGGACUCAUCCGAGUAUUCAGAAGCAGCUCACACAAUCACAGUCAUUCAAGAAGGUCUUCGAUUUUGGUUCUCGUAUUUGCAACACAUACCAGAGGCCUCUGAUCAAUUCCAAAGAUUAGUCCUUCUCUCCGAUUCUGAAGUGACCACACUCAGCGUAAAGUUAUUUAACGAGUUUCAUAGUGCAAGUUUACCAUUACCAAAAGUUUGUCUUGACAAAUUCUUUUUGUAUGCUCUUUCUGAAGGACAAAUGUUACGUUCUAAUAUUGAGUCAUUUAUACGAAGUGUGAGACUGGGAUUAAUAUCACUCACUGAAAAAUUGUAUAGCAGCAGAGAUUCAUUGAGCGGAGAGGCCUCACAACCAAAGAAGGGAUUUUUACAACCUGAUUUGUAUCCGUUGUUUUAUGCUGUUGCAUUGCAAAGCUUUCACUCACGAUAUUGUUGCAAACAAAGCGACAGAGAAGUUGAAUUAUUACAAAGAUGUGAGACACGCUUCAACUAUCUUGUCAAGGCUCUCCAUACCACUAUGCAACAUCAAAAGCUGAAUCUAUGCGACUCCACAUUUGCUGAACUGCACAAUUUACUGGUCUUGAUCAGCAUGUAUCGUCCUAUUUAUGAAGUUACGUGUGAUAGCACUAACCUGCAACAAGUUAUUCAUGUUUCUCAUCGAGACUAUCCGUACCUAUUAAGCAAAUUACUGUAUCACACCCUAAAAAUUCCAAAAAAGAUGGAAAAGUCAAUUUCGAAAGAGCCUUUUUCAGCUGAAGACAGCACUCAAAGAACACGUUUGUUGAAGGAAUUUUAUGAUUCACAAACCAUUCCCUUUGAUCACGAUUUUUACACACCAAGUUCAAAUGUUAUUACCUCCACUUUAAAAAUUCACAAAGAAAUUGAAUGGAAUUAUCCAAAUGAAUAUUGGCCAAAAGGAUUUGAUGAAAGCGGACAGAACUUGGAAUUUUUGUUAAUUGGAAGCGGAUUUACUGAAACGGAUAUUACAAGAUUUUUACAUCGCUCACAACCCUGUGCAUUGACUUGUGUGGAGUUGGGAAGUGAUUCAAAUUACUUGUUCUGUAAAGAGAUGUUUAAAAACGAACUUGGAAAGAGUUUGCACAUGAUUCGAUUGAGCCAGAUUAGUAAUUUGACUCAAGUUUUAACAAACAAUAAUGUAGAAACUCAAAGAAAUCCAUUUGAUUACAUUUCAAUCAAUGUGGAUGCUUUGGGUAGUUCUAAAAGUUCUCUCACUUCUCUCAUGACAUCAACAACCUUCAUUCGAGAGGGAUCUAUUGUGAGGCUUUCACUUCCUUCUGUGCAUCAAGUGAAAAUGGUUAAAAAUAUUAGAGAUUUUUUAUAUCCACAUUUACGAGAUGUGUUUGAAAAGGAUGAUUUUGAUGGAAUUCCAACUUUAAAGAAGGCUCCAACAAGAAACGACUUGUUGAUUGCUCGUGAAUUAUUACGAAAAGAGAAACCAUUUUCUGAUUUUAUUUACAAAAUUUCCGAAUUUUAUAAUUUGAACUCAUUUUGUAACUUGAUAUUUUCACCACUCAUUGAGGAAUUUUCCAUAAGCACACACGGAACGGACAACUCGAAACAUGAUAGUUUUGGAGCUGGUUUUACAUUUGAAAGCAUGUCACAAUUGCUUGAGAAAGAGUUGGGCCUUCGAGUGAUCGGAAUUGUCACAUCCUCAAUGCCAUUCCAUAACAUUGUAGGAGAAUAUUUUGAGGAGACCAAAGACUUCAAGUUGAAGAAUUGGAAAUUGAUGGAUGCAUUUGCAGCAAAAAGAGUUGAAUAUUUUCAAGCCCCAAUACAGGUACUUUGUGAAGUUCCCGUUAAGAAAGUCGAAGUGGACAAGAAGAAGGAUCCUCUUGGUUUGAAAAAGUAUUUACAUAAAUAUACCUCCAAGUAG
Naegleria lovaniensis is the source of this 3183-nucleotide messenger RNA. RefSeq lists its product as uncharacterized. The transcript has a single exon. Gene Ontology annotation, cellular component: TRC complex; membrane. The record is from RefSeq and is a predicted model, not a curated record. Gene Ontology annotation, molecular function: molecular adaptor activity; protein binding. Bases 1 to 3183 code for a protein of 1060 amino acids. Gene Ontology annotation, biological process: post-translational protein targeting to endoplasmic reticulum membrane. NCBI's taxonomy places the organism in Eukaryota, Heterolobosea, Eutetramitea, Acrasida, Naegleriidae.